Messenger RNA from Sinocyclocheilus anshuiensis, 3289 nucleotides. Its product is annotated as zinc finger and BTB domain-containing protein 41-like. Gene Ontology annotation, molecular function: DNA-binding transcription factor activity; protein binding; RNA polymerase II cis-regulatory region sequence-specific DNA binding. The record is from RefSeq and is a predicted model, not a curated record. NCBI's taxonomy places the organism in Eukaryota, Metazoa, Chordata, Actinopteri, Cypriniformes, Cyprinidae. The coding region runs from base 484 to 3135 and encodes 883 amino acids. The transcript has 11 exons. Gene Ontology annotation, biological process: regulation of transcription by RNA polymerase II.
UGACACCAGAGUGAGACACAAUCAUACUGGAACGGGAUAUUUCGGGCGGGAAAGUUGCAUAUAUAACGCACACACAGCUGCUAAUUCUAUUCACCAAAUAGCCAACUACAUUACCCACAAUGCUAUGCCUCAUCUGGACGACUUUGUGGCACGUUUAUUGUUGUUGUUAUUUAUAAAUUAAAACACAUACACUAUUAACUUUCAUUAAAUUUCAGGUUACAUAAAUGUUAUUUUCGGAGGAUGAAUAAGUUAUUUAUUUUAACAUAUGAAACAGGAAGACGUUUCGCUUUCAGCCAAUGACAAAACAGCUUGUUGAGACGUCGGAACCCCGAGCGAUGGAAAAAGGACACAAGCGUCUUAUAAUCCGAAAAAAAAAACUGUGUUUUGUUAUUUGUCUACAAAGGCAAAAUAAGUGACCUGUUCAAAACACCACCGCAUGUUUAUUCUCUUCAAAGUGGAAUCUUUGUGUUGGAAACCCUAAACAUGAAGAAGAGAGUCAAUGCACCUCAGCAGACAAAAGUGAAAGAAAUCAGCAGCAAAGAAACAGCAUCUGAUGCCAGCCGCGAUGCGGACGUGGCCAUUAAAGAUUCCUCACAGGAAAAGAGGCAUCUGAUAAUAUCCCAAACUGAUGGCUGUUUCUUGAAGUUCUUGAACGAAGACCGGCAGAAGCUGCCAUCGUUCUGUGACAUAACUGUCACGGUCUGUGGCCAGAUGUAUCGUGCCCACAAGGUGGUUUUGGCUUUUGGCAGUGGCUAUUUUCAUGCCAAAUUCAGCGAAAGCGCUGAACUGCACCAUGUUACCAUUGAUAACAUCGAGGUCUCCAUCUUUGGACAUUUGCUCAACUUCCUGUACACGUCUGAAUUUGAUGUUUCAGAAAGCCAGAUUCCUGCUUUGGCCGAGGCUGCCUGUUUUCUGGAGAUGAUGGAAGCUGUAAAUCUUUUAGCGAAGCGGGCGACACCAGCUCAUGUUGAUGAAGAAAGUGAUGUUCAGCAGGUUCCACUGGAGACUCCAGAUGUCCAGGCUUCAGCAGGAGCUCAAUGCUCUUUUUGCAGUCGUACCUUCUGCUACAAGAAGUCUCUGGAGAAUCACCUGGCUAAGUCGCACAGCGCUGGCUGCCAAGUUGAGGACGAGCAAAACAUGGCAAGCACAUCUGCGGUCACUACCCGCAGAUCGGCCCGUCAGAGGAGGACCCCUGCUAAAUUCGAGAGCGAAAAUGGCCAGGUCCUGGCUGGAAAAUCUGGUCAAAAAACUCCAACGCAUGAUGCCGAGGAGGAGGAAAGUGAGGAAGAGCUACAGUAUGAGCAAAGUAGUAAAGAGGGGCGAGAAGAAACGGUCGAGGAGGCAGAAUGUGAAGAUAGUGAGAAGCAAGAGGAGGAACAUGAGGCUGUAGAGCAGGCUGAAGCCCAGAAGCAGGCCGAACCGACAUCCAGCCAUGCUGUUGAGGAGCACAGCCAAGCCACGGAGCUCACCGCUCACGUGUUUCCUGAAGGACUGGCUCCCGUUAUGAUCCAGAGCUCUAACAAGAAGACUCUCAAGUGUCCCAAAUGUGACAAGACCUUUGAUCGCAUAGGUAAAUAUGAGAGUCACACCAGAGUACACACGGGAGAAAAACCUUUCCAGUGUGACAUCUGUUUCCAGUGCUACUCCACCAAAUCAAACCUCACUGUGCACAAGAAGAAACAUGACAGUGAUUCGCCCGUGCAGAGGAAAGAGCACAAGUGUCCCUUCUGCAACAAGCUUCAUGCCAGCAAGAAGACUCUCAGCAGACAUGUCAAGAGAUUUCAUCCCGACCACCUCCAGGAGUUUCUCACUCAGAAGAAGAAGAAGAGUGAAGGCUGGAAAUGUGACAUCUGUCACAAGUCCUUCAGUCGUCGCCCCCAUCUGGAGGAGCACAUGAUCUUACAUUCACAGGACAAGCCCUUCAAGUGUGCCUACUGUGACGACUACUUUAAGUCACGAUUUGCCCGGUUGAAGCACCAAGAAAAAUUCCAUUUAGGACCCUUCCCUUGUGACAUCUGUGGUCGUCAGUUUAAUGACACGGGCAACCGCAAACGUCACAUAGAGUGCACACACGGGGGGAAGAGGAAAUGGACCUGCUCUCUGUGCGGCAAAUCAGUUCGAGAGAGGACAACCCUCAGGGAGCAUCUGAGGAUCCAUAGUGGGGAGAAACCUCACUUGUGCAGCAUCUGCGGACAAAGUUUCCGUCACGGAAGCUCCUACAGGCUUCACCUUCGCGUUCAUCAUGAGGACAAGCGCUAUGAAUGUGACGAAUGUGGCAAAACGUUCAUCCGCCACGAUCAUCUAAAGAAACACAAAAAAAUUCACACAGGGGAGAGAGCACACCAGUGUGAAGAGUGUGGAAAAUGCUUCCGACGUGCUGAUCACCUGACUGUCCAUUAUAAAAGCAUUCAUCUGGGAGAGAAGAUCUGGCGAAGGUACAAAGCAGUGGUGCAUCAGUGUCAGGUGUGCAAGAAAGAGUUCAGGGGGAAGACCAACCUCAUGUCGCAUUUCAGAACACAUUCAGGUGAGAAACCCCACCGGUGUGUGAUCUGCAACCAGACCUUCCGCAUCAAGAAGACUUUGACCAAGCACAUGGUCAUUCACUCAGAUGUACGUCCUUUCAACUGCCCGCACUGCAGCGCUACCUUCAAGCGUAAGGACAAGCUCAAGUAUCACGUGGACCAUGUGCACAGCGGCCGCCCGCUCGAGCAGCACCAGCCGAACCUGCCUGCGGCCCCCGCUAGCAAGCUCACCGAGCCGCUGCUGUCAAACGAAACGCCCAAACCGUACCACAACACACCUAAGACUGUGCUGCAGAGUGUGGCGGCUGACGUUUGCGUCCCUGUGACGCUCGUCCCCGUCCAGAUGACUGAGGAAAGCGGUCUUGCUGUGCACAGGACGCCACAUGGGGUCCUUCCAGCUGUGAGCCAGCAACAACAGACAGGCUACCAGUCCGCCACUGACCUAGUGUUCUUAGAAAAGUACACGCUCACGCCUCAGCCGACCAACAUCGUGCACCCGGUGCGGCCCGACCAGAUGCUGGACCCUCGAGAGCAGUCUUACUUAGGAACGCUACUGGGACUGGACUCGACUACAUCUGUGCAAAACAUGUCUAGUGCUGAACAUACUCAUUAAUUCAAAGCACAUCAAUGCUAUUAUGUACAAGCAUGCGUCUGUGUUUGUCACAUGAAUACAUUUUGGUCAUUAGUCUCUUUGUGCUGUUCUUAAAGGGUUAGUUCACCCAAAAAUGAAAAUUCUGUCAUUAAUUACUCACCCCCGUGUUGUUCUA